Gopherus evgoodei (Goodes thornscrub tortoise) is the source of this 1574-nucleotide messenger RNA. It is a transcript of the gene FOXI2, whose product is annotated as forkhead box I2. Bases 1 to 1161 code for a protein of 386 amino acids. Gene Ontology annotation, molecular function: DNA-binding transcription factor activity, RNA polymerase II-specific; RNA polymerase II cis-regulatory region sequence-specific DNA binding. The transcript is spliced from 2 exons. The record is from RefSeq and is a predicted model, not a curated record. NCBI's taxonomy places the organism in Eukaryota, Metazoa, Chordata, Testudines, Testudinidae. Gene Ontology annotation, biological process: anatomical structure morphogenesis; regulation of transcription by RNA polymerase II; cell differentiation.
AUGAACUCUUUGGGGCAGCAGCCCGCAAAUCCACAGUCGGCCCCCCUCCAGCAUCCCAAUGCACAGGAUUUACUGGAUAUGGCGGUGUACUGUGACAACCUAAUGUACCCGCAAAACCUGCACCACCACCACCACCCACAGAGGCCACCAGCUCAUCCAGCAGGCUAUGGGCUGAGCGAAUAUAGCCCCCCAGCAGCGAACCCCUACCUCUGGAUCAAUGGACCUGCCAUCAACUCGUCUCCUUAUCUCUCUGGGACUAAUGGGGCUUCUUUCAUCCCUUCAGGUUAUGGGACCAGCCAGAGACAGUUCCUGGCCCCUGCAUCGGGCUUUGCAGGAGCAGAUCUCAGCUGGUUGUCUCUCUCCAGCCAGCAGGAGUUUUUUAAAAUGGUGAGGCCCCCCUACUCCUACUCGGCUCUGAUCGCUAUGGCCAUCCAAAACGCUCCGGAGAAGAAGUUGACCUUGAGUCAGAUUUACCAGUACGUGGCCGAAAACUUCCCUUUUUACAAGAAGAGCAAAGCUGGCUGGCAGAACUCCAUCCGGCACAACCUGUCCCUCAACGACUGCUUUAAGAAAGUCCCCAGGGAUGAAGACGAUCCAGGGAAAGGCAAUUACUGGACCCUAGACCCGAACUGCGAGAAAAUGUUCGACAACGGCAAUUUUCGAAGGAAGAGGAAAAGGCGCUCGGACGCUCCUGGGUCCGGCGCCCCAGGAGUUUCUGACAAAGCGGGAGACAAGAGCGGCGGUGCCUUGAAGUCUCCAGACUCCUCCAGCCCGAUGGGCCUGGGCUCCCCUGCACUGCAGAACUCCCCCGGCUCCGGGAGCGGCCCCAAAUCCUCCCCCACGCCAGCGCUCGAACGGAGCCCGUGUUUCUCCGGCUUUGCCUCCAACAUGCAGGCCAUUGUCAAUGGGAACCCCGGCCUCGGCAGGCAGCUCUCGGGAGGGCUGGCGGGCGAGUUUGCACACGGAAGGCAAGAUGUGCCUGCUCUGAGUUCCUGCUCCGCUCCCAGCAGCGGCACUGCCCAGAACUCCCAGCUGAGUCCCCCGGCCCACUCGAGAAUGAACUACUGUGCCAGCGGGCAGCAAAGUGGGCUUAGCAUCCCCCUCAUUAACAACUUCAGCGUCAAUCAUCUGAUUUAUAGCAGGGACGGGACAGAAGUUUGAAUUGACUGUGAAAUGACUUCGGUGCAAAUCACAGAAGCCGUGUUCUGUGCCUUGAAGUUUGUAUAUACCAUGGUACUCAAAACAGUUUCUUGUUAGUUAUUGUGCCUUAGAACACACACACAUAUAUUAAAUGUCUAUAGACUGAGGUGUUUCCACACCCAGAAUCUUAUUCAGUAGUUUGUUUACAGUAUUGAUACUAUGCAUACAGAUCUAGACGAUUGACCUUAACAAAAUGCACUAAUACACAAGAUGAGAAUAUUUUUGUAAUAUAUAUUAUAUAAUGGUUCUGUACAGCUCUUAGAAUAAAGUAAACCUUUUUCAGAAAUAGAGAUGAGAGCACCUAGACUUGACAUUCCAGUGUAAUGUGUUGCUGAUCUAUGCAAUUGGUAGGUAACAAAAAGCUCCCCUGUCGU